This is a messenger RNA of Chenopodium quinoa (quinoa), 1022 nucleotides long. RefSeq names its product isocitrate dehydrogenase [NAD] regulatory subunit 1, mitochondrial-like. The transcript has 5 exons. Gene Ontology annotation, cellular component: mitochondrion. The record is from RefSeq and is a predicted model, not a curated record. Gene Ontology annotation, biological process: isocitrate metabolic process; tricarboxylic acid cycle. The coding region runs from base 1 to 465 and encodes 154 amino acids. Lineage: Eukaryota; Viridiplantae; Streptophyta; Magnoliopsida; Caryophyllales; Amaranthaceae. Gene Ontology annotation, molecular function: isocitrate dehydrogenase (NAD+) activity.
AUGUCUGCAAAUCCAUCUCAUCUUUGCAAUGUGAAGUCAUUUGUGAUAACAAAGUUCUGCUCUGAACACGUUGCAAAGUAUGCAUUUGAAUAUGCUUACUUGAACAACAGAAAGAAUGUGAUUGUUGUGCAUAAAGCAAACAUCAUGAAACUUGCAGACGGGCUUUUCUUAGAAUCUUGCCGGGAGAUUGCAGCACAGUACCCUACCAUUGAGUAUAAUGAGAUCAUUGUGGACAACUGCUGCAUGCAGCUUGUGUCAAAGCCUGAGAAAUUUGAUGUGAUGGUUACGCCAAACUUAUAUGGUAAUCUUGUGUCUAAUGUUGCUGCUGGUAGUGCUGGAGGAACUGGGGUCAUGCCAGGAGGAACCUGUUUCUGUAUCUCUUUCUGCCCUCAAUCUUGCCAUACAAUUUCACGGUUGGAUAUCAUUCUUUAUUCUUGUUUAUUACAAGUUGCCUUUGACGGAUAAGCGGAAGACAUAUUAUGAAUAUUCUGGAUUGUGGCAUAUCUAUGGUGUCUUGGCAAUGAAUUGUUGGUUUUGGGCUGCAGUUUUCCAUAGUCGGUCUUGAAAGUAAACAGAAGGCUUGUGCUGGGUCAUGCAUUAUUAUUAUGGAGUCUGCUCAUGGGAGUGGUGAGUUAGUUUGACCACCAUCUUCCUCUGUCAUGCAUAAUCUUCCUGGUUCGACCUCAGGGAAUAUUGAUGAGUCCGAGAGACCGGUCAAUACAGCUGCAGGGGAUAUGUUAUCUGCAACUGAUGCAGAUGAAAAACAAGGUUAGGAAGAGAAUGCUGACAAGAGAAUGCAGAAGCAACUGUUCUAAUGAUGUCAGAUGAAAUUUGCUGAGAAUUUAACAGGAAGUCAUAAGUGUAUAUAGGAGAGUAUAAAAAAACAAGUAGUAGUACAGUGUGUAAUACAAGAUUUGUCUAGCAUUUACAUGAUAUUUUACUGCAAAUAUGCAGGUGUUAUUAGUAUUGUUGUUUGUCAAGGAAUAAUAAGUCUUUUAGAAUGUAAUAAUUUGGGUGGUAAA